AUGCUCAAGGUCCCUGAACAUCAAGUUGCUGGUCACAUUGCUAGAGAUGGGAAGCUUGGUCCACUUGUAGACGACGAAGGCAGAUUCUAUAAGCCACUUCAGGGAGAUGCUCGUGGCGAAAACGAGGCUAAGUUCUAUGAGUCCUUCUCAUUGAACAAGGAGGUUCCGGAUCACAUUCAUCGAUAUUUCCCCGUGUAUCAUGGCACUCAGCUAGUUGAAGCAUCUAAUGGAUCUGGUAAGCUUCCACACAUGGUUCUUGAAGACGUUGUUUCGGGGUAUUUAAAUCCGUCGGUAAUGGAUGUUAAGAUUGGAUCUAGGACAUGGUAUCCUGAUGUAUCUGAAGUGUACUUCAAGAAAUGCAUUAAGAAAGAUAGAGAGACCACCACGGUUUCCUUGGGGUUUAGGGUUUCGGGUUUUAAGAUUUUUGACCACCAAGAAUCGAGCUUUUGGAGACCCGAUAAGAGGGUUGUUCUUGGGUAUAAAGUCGAUGGCGCUAGGUUGGCUCUGAGGAAGUUUGUGUCAUCGAACUCGCUUGCUGACUCUAACUCAAUUCCAAACUGUGCUUUUGCGUCUGAGGUUUAUGGCGGUUCUAAUGGGAUCUUAGCGCAGUUGCUGGAGCUUAAGGCUUGGUUUGAAACCCAAACGAUUUUCCAUUUCAACUCUUGCUCGAUUCUGAUGGUUUAUGAGAAUGAUUCGUUCUUGAUGAAAGGAGGAGCUACUGAGCAGGCGCCGCGGGCACAAGUAAAGCUGGUUGAUUUCGCGCAUGUUCUCGAUGGAAAUGGCGUUAUUGACCAUAAUUUCUUGGGUGGACUCUGCUCUUUUAUAAAGUUCGUCAAAGAUAUUCUUCAGAUUGUAGAAGAGCGCGAUGAUAUCGAUACUUCCAGGCUUGAAAACGGGCACUAG
Messenger RNA from Arabis nemorensis, 903 nucleotides. Lineage: Eukaryota; Viridiplantae; Streptophyta; Magnoliopsida; Brassicales; Brassicaceae. The record is from the annotation of a GenBank genome assembly.